Lytechinus pictus (painted urchin) is the source of this 4489-nucleotide messenger RNA. RefSeq lists its product as uncharacterized. The record is from RefSeq and is a predicted model, not a curated record. Bases 503 to 2002 code for a protein of 499 amino acids. The transcript has 13 exons. NCBI's taxonomy places the organism in Eukaryota, Metazoa, Echinodermata, Echinoidea, Temnopleuroida, Toxopneustidae.
AUAUAUACGUAUACAAGCAGGAUCUUCUUUUAUCUUGGUUACUUUAGGGGUUUUUUUCGGGGGGGGGGGCUUGGGGCUUCGGUCCCUCCAUUUGGAUUGGUUGUGAAACAGCCUAACGCCUAUAUGAGGCCAUAAACACGUUUUCAUCAGCUGAUCGGGUACAAGUCGAAGUUCACUUCGCUUAUCGAGUUUUUAUCUUGAGAAGCUAGAAGUUGAGUACCUAUUCGAUUUGCAGAAAGGACCCAAGAAAAGGGAGGAAUUGUGCCCGUAUUGUGAAUGAGCUGAGAAGCAAGAAACUGUGAAUAUUAUUUUCACAGCCAAUUUGGUCACAUUGAGAGAGGUAAUGCAUCAACGUGGACAGGACAGCAACCGCCGAAGCAGAACAUUCAGUCGUACAAGAGUUGCAAUUCACACCAUUUGAUCCAAUUCCAAGUGACGUCAGCCGGUUUGCCCGGGAUCAAAAUUUCGAAGAACCUGUGCCAGGCCAAGGCCAAGCAGAAGCAUGGAUUCAAGUAAUGCUAACACAAGGAACAACAUGAAGCAGUUCUGGGAGGGUCAUUCCUCCGAUGGUAGCCUGGAGGAGAUGAUGCUUGACUCCAAUGCCUCUAUGCUGACCAAACACGAACUCCCAGAGGUCAUGUCUUUACUACCAGACCUAAACGAGAAAAGGGUCCUGGAGCUUGGGUCAGGAAUCGGCCGUUUCACCGGUAUUCUUGCUGAAGCAAGUGGUCAUGUGACAGCUGUUGACUUCAUGACAUCAUUUGUUGAGAAGAAUCGAGAGGUCAAUGGUCACAGGAGUAACGUUGACUUCAAACAGGCCGAUGUGAUGACUUUAGAUCUCCCUCUCAACAGUUAUGAUGUGAUCUUUUCCAACUGGCUCUUCAUGUACCUAUCAAAUGAGGAGCUCCUUGCUCUUGCCUCUCGUCUUCUUGGGUGGCUGAAAGAUGGAGGUCACUUGUUUUUCAGAGAGUCCUGCUUUCAUCAGUCAGGUGACAAGAGUCGCAAUUUCAACCCAACCCAGUACCGUAAUCCCGGUGACUACAACUCGAUCUUCCAAGGCACCAGUAGCAGCGUGAACCAGAACGAGGGUGCCCUUUCAUGUGGAUUUCAGCUCAUUAUGUGCCGAAGCAUCCAGUCAUAUAUCAAGCUGAAGAACAACCCUAACCAGUACAGCUGGUUGUGGCAGAAGACCCAACAGGAUGUGGAUGCGAACCAUGGCUUCAAAUCAUUCCAGCAGUUCCUUGACAGCAGACAGUAUUCCCUCAACAGUAUCCUCCGGUAUGAGAAGGUCUUUGGAGAUGGUUACGUCAGCACUGGUGGGCCAGAGACUACACAUGAGUUUCUUGAGUUGCUUGAACUGAAAGAAGGUCAGAUGGUCCUUGAUGUUGGGUGUGGCAUUGGAGGAGGUGACUUCUACAUGGCAGACAAAUACAAUGUAAAUGUUGAUGGCAUUGAUCUAUCAAGUAAUAUGAUAGAGGUAGCUAUGGAUAGAGCACAGGGACAAAAUCAACCAAAGGUCAUCUUUGAGAUAGGCGACAUCACCAAGAGAGAGUAUAACCCUGAAUCAUUUGAUGUUAUCUACAGCAGAGAUACCCUCCUUCACCUCCAAGAUAAACCAGCCAUCUUCAAGAAGUUCCUGACAUGGUUAAGACCUGGUGGUAAGCUGCUGAUAUCUGAUUACUGCUGUGGUGAACUGCCACACAGUGAUGCCUUCAAGGCCUAUGUGGCUCAGAGAGGUUAUACACUCUACACACCAGCUAGAUAUGGACAGCUCUUGGAAGAAGCAGGAUUUGUGAGCGUCAAGGCCGAAGACAGAACAUGGCAGUUCAAAGAUAUGUUACAGAAGGAGCUCAACAGGAUGAUGGACCCCAACCUGGAUAUCCUAAAGGGCUUUAGUGAGGAAGAUGUUCGGGCACUGCAAGACGGAUGGAGGAGCAAGAUCGAGCGGGUCGAUGCUGGGAAUCAGAAGUGGGGUCUCUUUUAUGCCGAGAAGAGUGCUUAAUACCACUCCAUGGAGUGAUGCUUUCGGCUCUAUUAUCACAGGUUGUGAGUGGAAUAGUGAGUGGUCAAACAUUUCAGCAUGCCAGCAUCGCUGAUAAAGAUCUAUUAAUACUCAAUGGAUAAAAUAUAAGUUGGCAGGGCCUUUGCUUGAAGAAAAUUUUGGGAAACCCUUUUUAUAUCAAAGCAUCUUUAUCUAAAUUAUCUUUCAACCUUAAAAAUACCGUUUUGGGGUAUUGAUGAAAGGAAAUCCUUUUUUUUUUAGUUUCUUGCUUUUCUCGCUCUAUAGAUUAUUUCAUAUGAUUGACUUAUAAAGUCUAUGGAAUUUAAAGUUUAAAAUUUAAAGUAAAUAACUAUUUCUUAGAAUUCAAGUACAUUUUAUUCAUUAUUUUGAAUGUCAAACUCCCAUUAUUUUUUUAACUUUGAAAGUGGCAGCAAUCCUGUGCAUUAUUUGUAAAUUGGACAUUCGAGGCAGCUUUUAGUAGUUCUAUCCAUUUUGGGUAAAUGGUUACCAUCCAGGUACAUGACUUGUUAUGAUGCUUUGAAAUAGAUUUGUUAAAGCCAUUUUAGUAAAUGUGAACCAUCAGAGUCUUGUUGAAACCAGAACCAUUGCUUUUGACAUCCAUCUAACUGCAACUCAUUUGCCUGAGCUUUAGGCCUUUGCAUUCAUCAAUUUUGCUAGUUAGAGUUAGGGUUUGGUUUAUCUCCUAAAAUGCUUUUCUGAAAAGCAUAGCGAUCUCAGUCUGAAGUUAGCUAUUUAUUCAAGUAAGAUGCAACUUAAAAACACCACGUAAGGUUUGGCCAUAUACUGGCCAGAAUACAGGCCAUUGUCAUUAGGUCCUUUAUGCACUUGUUAAUUCUAUGAUUUUCAAUUCUGCGGGUUUUCAUCACAUUUGAUAUUCUAGUCCUAAAAUUAUCUAGAUAAACAUAUGGAAUCCACUCGCUGUACACUGUAUAUGCAAAUACAAUGUCAUGUGACAGAAACUGUGAACUCUUGGUAGUCAACCAUCUACACUUGCCAAUUGUACUAGUGACUUUGAAAGAUUAGUGAAAAAUGCCACUCUUGUUGCUCUGAAUUUUUUGUCACUGCUGUUACAUUCCACCAACAACAAUCCCCCCUGUCCCUUUUUUUAUAAGCCAAAGAAGCCGGAUGUUAAAGCCAGAUAUACAUUCCUCUUAGUUAAUCAUUAUGCUUUCAUCACCCCUGUCCAGGGGAAAAAAAAGUUCCCUGGUGCUCAUGGUGCUCAAAAUGCUUGAUUAACUGCAAUGUCAAAGGUUAUCCAAUGUUGCAGAAUGUUGUGAAAAGUAGCCCCUGAAAAUAAAAUGAUUAUUAUUUUUGCCUGCCUCUGACCAGCGUGUAGCACUGCUAAAUAUGUUUUGUUUGUCUUGUACCUUGUACAGGGAAACUUCACUUUUUAUUUGUUUUGUGAUUAGGUCAAAUGAGAAUGAUGGUGACAACAACAAUGGCAAUAUUGAUAAUAUUGGCAUCAAGAACAAUAAUAGUUUAAUUAAUCAGAAUUUUGGUUGAUUGGUGAAAAUUUGCAUGAGCAAGGGGAUUUCUACUCAUAGAAAUAUUCAACAAUUUUUAAUUUUCAAACAAGAUGUCUGUUGCAUUUGAAUUUUAUUUAUUCAGUUUAUCAUGUUUUUACUUGGAGAAAAAAUAAAUAUUUAGUAAUAUAGAUAAUGUACUUCAUUUUUAUUGCUGAGUAAUUUUCAAGAAUUUUAUUGAUAUCAUUUACUGUACCUAAUUAUUUUCCUUCUGUUUUAUAUUCUCAAUGUUUUUUAUUAAUGCAUGGAACCUUAUCGUAAAUACAAAUCUUUAUAAUGAGUACAUGUAUAAUGAAUAAAUGUUGAAUUCAAUUUUGUCAAACAACUCCACCCCUUUGAAAUAUGUCCCUUUCUUCUUACAAAAUACUUGUGCAUGGUAGGUAGCUCAAGAACUCAAAAUAUUAUUAAACAAUUUUGCAACAUUUUUUCUCUUAAAAUUUUGUUUAAAUUAAAUGUGAAAAGCAAUACAUAUCAUACAAUCUUGGUUAUUAUUUCAUGUCAGUUGCUUUGAAUGUUCCCAUAGUUUUAUUUUGAUGUGCACAAAUUAACUAUUAAUAAUUUUAUAUACUGUUUGCAUUGUUCACAUUGCUAAUAUUUUGGAUUUUUUGUGUCUGUUCAUAUCAAUCUUUAUCAUGUAAUGUGGUUUCCUUCCCAAUACAGCUAGUAUAACUAUUUUUAACACUUGUCAUAUUACCGUAGCCUGCAUAGUUAUUCAUUCUUAUAUGCAAAUGAUUGUUCAAUUAAAAAGAGAAGAUUGCCUAUUUUUGCCAUGCAGUAUUUUUAAACCAUACUGUGAGUGAAACUGUCUGUUUUCAUGGAGUCUUUUAGAGUCUGUACAAUUAUCAAUUCAUUCAUAUCUUUCUUGUUUUAAUCACAAGAAAUAUAUUCAAUUUAUGUACCAAUCAAGUAAUGAUAUAAAUAAAUGAAAAAAAUCUCUAAUCAA